Prorocentrum cordatum is the source of this 517-nucleotide messenger RNA. The record is from the annotation of a GenBank genome assembly. NCBI's taxonomy places the organism in Eukaryota, Dinophyceae, Prorocentrales, Prorocentraceae.
CGAGGAGCUGCGGCGCCGGAUGCUGGAGCCCGAGAUCGGCGCUUACUUCAGCCAGCUCGGCAUGGACGUCGACGAGGUGGGCAAGUUGUUCUUCCUCCUGGACCGCGACAAAUCGGGGGCCAUUGACCCCGAGGAGUUCAUGUUCGGUUGCCUGAAGUUCCGGGGCGAGGCCAAGAGCCUGGACAUCGCCGUGAUGCACCAGCAGGUCUUGUGGAUCCACGAGGCCCUGAAGGUCGUCGUGUCCGCCCUCGGAAUAUCCGACAGCCGCGUCUCCCACAUGAGCGUUGCCUCCUCGAGGGGUCUCACGAGCGAGGCGCCCAAUGCUGUCCCCCCCGGCGGGGCGGACGGUGCGGCGAGCUGGGACGGCCAGUGGGCCCCGGGCAGCGCCAAGAGCGCCAUGGGGAGCUGGGACCUCUCCAGCGAGUGCGGGACGCCGGCAUGUACCUCGGAGCGAGGCACGGGCUCCGACGGCGCCGGCCAGAGCGCGGGGUACCACAGUGUCAACCACGUGGAGUGA